GUGAGAUUUGACGAGGUAUACGUAGGGCACUUCAAAUGCAACAGCGCCCGUGUGGCGGACUACCCCAACACGGAGAACUACGUACGUGACAUCUACCAGUACAAGAAUGUCUCGGAGAGUGUCAACAUGCCCCACAUCAAGCAUCACUACCACCGAUCCCAUCCGUCCAUCAACCCCUACGGCAUCGUCCCCGUGGGUCCUGGCGUAGACUUUUCACAGGCACAUGAUCGCGACAGAUUCAAUUGA
Messenger RNA from Sphaeroforma arctica JP610, 246 nucleotides. RefSeq lists its product as hypothetical. Gene Ontology annotation, molecular function: glutathione transferase activity. NCBI's taxonomy places the organism in Eukaryota, Ichthyosporea, Ichthyophonida. Gene Ontology annotation, cellular component: cytoplasm. The transcript is spliced from 2 exons. The record is from RefSeq and is a predicted model, not a curated record. The annotation marks the transcript as partial.